AUGGACGACAUGGACGACCCGCGCAUCGCCGCCAUGCUCCUCAAGAACUCUGCCGCUAACGGCAGCGGGAACGGGAACGGGAACGGCAACCCGUUCGCGCACAACUUGCCGCCGCCGCCUAACCCGCCGCCUAUGCACGGGCGGUACGAGCACCCUUCUUAUUACAACAACGGCGGCGGCGGCAACGGCAACGGCCAGCAAGGGCCGGGGUUUGGAGGGAACGGGGGUAGUGGACAGGGAGGAGGGAAUGGACAGGGAGGGAACGGGAUGUUCACCCCGCCUGCUACGUCGCAUGGGCUGCCCAACGCCAAUGGGAAUGGGUCGAUGAAUGGAGUCUCGACGGCUAGCAACGCUUCUUCCGCUGGGUCGCCCGUCGGCGGAGUCUCCGUCAACAGCGGCGGCGGUGGGUCGCCCCCCGCCUCGGGCCCUGGGGGCCCCUUGACGCUUAACACCACCUCGCUUAAUAUCCUCGCUGCCCACACCGGCGCUAGCUCCCAUAUGAGCGCAGGCGGGGGGUCGGCACACGGCUCCCCAGGGCGGAGGGAGAGGAGUGGGUCGGGCAGUGGGAGUGUGGGCAGUGUAGGAGGGGGGAGUGUAGGUGGGGGAGGGAGCCCGGCGUAUGAGCUGCACCAUGGGCAUGGCCCACACGGACACGGAGGACAUGGCGGCAUGCAUGGAGGACAUGGGGAGUACGCGAGUGUUCCGAGGAGGUCCGGCGGGAUGGGCGAGGGGUACAUGAUCAUGAACGGCCUUAAUGGGAUGAACGGUAUGGGGGGCAUGGGAGGGAUGGGUAUGGCCGGUGGGAUGGGCAUGGGGAACAUGAAUGGCGGGAUGGGCGGGAUGAACGGGAUGGGUAUGGGCGGGAUGAUGGGCGCACACGGGCACCAUCACGUAGGGCUCGGAGGGAAUGGCGGACACCACGGACAGGGCCAGGAGCAUCGGCUCUUGCUCAGCGUCAGCGUCAACGGACAGACUUUUUUUCAAAUUCGAAUCGUCGCCGUCGUCAUCGUCUCAAGGUUUUUCAAGCUGCAAGUUGUCGAUCAACCGCCUCGUCUUUCGCCCGUUUCGUUUUUCGUCUUUGUCGUCGUUUUCAAGCCCAGCCCAGCCCAGCCCAGCUCAACCCUAUGCCCCUCGUCUCUCCAUUUCUCGUCUCUUACGUCGCCUAUCGUCUCUUCUCGUCUUCAAGUUCCCGUUCUGUACCACCCAUACCUCAAGCUCAAGCUCAAGCUCAAAAACCCCCAUCGACACCACGCACCCUCGGUCAGCUCCGCCGAGUGUCGACCCCACUCCACCCCACCUCCCACCUCCGUCGCAGAAGUUGUAGUCUACCGCGUACCGUCUACCGUUGCUUACCACUGCUCUUACCUACUGCCUACAAACCUACGUAUGCUCAGUGUUGUUGUUAUUGCCCUCUCGCUCGCCUACCGUUGGGAUUUGCUACCCCGCCUGCGCCUCCGCAUCGCUGUCGUUGCCCGCGUUCAUCGUCAUUCGUCGUCGCACGCCUUCCUCACCUCCACACCACCUCAUACCGACACCACACCUCGUUCGCACUUCACACCCUUUACACCUUACCGCACCACACCCAUUCGCCAACCGCCUACCUUCUCUCUUCCCCCGCACUUACUACCACCUUCUCUCGCACAUCCUAUUCCUAUCUACGACACCCCACGACGCGCGCGACGACUUCCCACCGACCCUCGCCCCAAAACAACAGCUGUAUCCUACCAUCUCUCUUCAUCCUCAUCAGACCUCGUCCACUUGUUCGGACACACUCGGACACUCGGACGCUCACACUCGUUUACUAUCCCCUCACCUGCCUCACCUACCUGA
This is a messenger RNA of Cyclocybe aegerita, 1830 nucleotides long. The record is from the annotation of a GenBank genome assembly. NCBI's taxonomy places the organism in Eukaryota, Fungi, Basidiomycota, Agaricomycetes, Agaricales, Hemipholiotaceae.